Messenger RNA from Symbiodinium necroappetens, 4836 nucleotides. Lineage: Eukaryota; Dinophyceae; Suessiales; Symbiodiniaceae. The record is from the annotation of a GenBank genome assembly.
AUGGGUGAUGAAGCUCUCCAAAGCAGCUUCUCAUUCAAGCAGCGGAGGCUCCUCACCAAGCGCGGGUGCUGGCUGGGUCGCACCGUCAGGCGGUGGUGCCAGGUGGAGAGAGAUGAGCUGGUGUACUAUGCAAGCAGAGAGGCCACAGUGCCAAGAGGAAGGGUUGCCCUCACGGAAUGUGCACUCGGUCGAGAGCAUGAUCAAUUUGAGGCAUGGCCGAAGGCACAGGCUCCCAUCUCCAAGACGCUCCAGCUUGCACGGCCGGGCAAGAGUCCCAUUCUCAUCAGUGGCACGUCGUCCGAAGAGAUGGCGGCAUUCGCUGCAUUCAUACUCAGCCACAAGAAGAAGCAGUCGCAGCCCGUGGCAGAAGCCUUGCCUGACUUGCCUGCUUCCCCGACGAUGCCAGAGAUACCUCCGAUAGGUCCUCAAUUCAUGCCAUACGUUCGAAGUCGCGAGCCUGAGACAACCUUGGCGCGAAUUGCAUCCCGAACAUCAGAGUGGUCUGCUCCGGUUCCAGAGGAGCUCGCAGACCGCACCGACACCUCACCAGGAAGCAGCAGCUCAACAUCAAAGGUCAGGCAGUCUCAAGCAUCUGUUUUUCAUGAAGUGGUGCACGGACUGGGUCCGAAGCUCGCUUACAGAAAGGCCAUGGAACUAAUGUGGAACUACGACUUGGAAGCAGCUUGCGUUCUCUUGGACCCCUGGAGAUCCUCGCUUCUCUGGCAUGCUGCAGCUUAUGCUGAGUGCUCGCUGUUGCGAACGAUUCUUACAGGCCGGAAAAGCGAUGCAAUCACAACUCUGGAGCUGAUAAAGGCAGCAGAGUUGCUGCGAGACAGCCCCUCUUCGCUUUCGCACGACAUUUUCACCGCGGAGAUUUUACUGAUGCGGAGCUUGCUGCAAGUCAUGCUGGGGCAGCGCUUGCGGGCUUUGUACAACUUGCGACAGUCCUGGUAUGCAUACUAUCGCUUGGAACAGUUUCUGGAAAGUGACGCAGACCUUCGGGCUUGUGCCCGGGACGUUGACUGUGUCAUGACGUACGAGGACCUGAGAGGCCGUGUUCUGUUUGGUUUGGGCUUCUUCUACAUGGCCACUUCAUUGAUUCCCACCAGUCUGGUGCCGCUGAUUCGCCUGGCCGGCUUCGUCAUGCACCGUCAGCGGGGCAAGGUGUACCUCUUCGAGUGUGUCGAACGUGCGCUUGGCACUCGGUCGGCUCCUGCAGCCAUCCUGCUGGCAAUGUACCAUCUGGACUUGGAGCCCGCGCGACAAGUAUUUUACGGCCGGGUGAAGAGCUAUAACUUCACACGAGGCUUUGGCUUCUUGGAAGCCCCAUCAGUUCAAGCGCUGUAUGGCCGCGACGUUUUUAUGCGAAACGAAGCCGUGGAAGAGUUGACGCUAAGCCGUAUAGCAAGCGGCUCCGGCCCAGAUGCAGCAAAGGAUCGGGGAGAGAUGUUUGUACAGUUUUUCGUGAAGCUGAACGAGGCAGGGAAGCCGGAGGCGGAGGAUGUUCGAGAAGCAAGGGUCGAGGACUUGCCGCAGGAGUUGCUGCAAUUGCCGCAGUCACAACGGAUGUCCGGCUACCCUCAAAGCUGUCGGGAGAAAGAUUGUAAGGAAGAGUCCAAAGCCAAAGCCAAGGCUUCCAAGGACGCCUUGAAUAAGGGGAAGAAGAACAGGGGCAAGGGCACCAGGGAAGGAGAUCUCGAGUUGGAUGCUGAUUGCAGGAUUCGCGUGGGCCGCGAUGCAGCCGAGAAUUGGGACAUUUUAGAAGCUGCCAAAAAGAAGCAUUGGUUCUUCCAUCUCACAGAUUUUUCUUCGUGUUAUGUCAUCCUCGAGUGCAGCAGCGAGCCCUCUCCGGAAGAGAAGCAACAAUGCGCGAAGGUUUGCCGUGAGCACUCGCAGAAAAGCCAACGUGCUGGUCCAAUUAAGGUCGAUGCGACGCCAUGUGGCAAUGUCAAGUUUGACCGGAGGCGUGAUGCGGUCGGAGAAUGUGAAUACAAAGAUGAAUCGAAAGUCGAAGUUCUGAUCGUGGAAUGCGCCGAUUUUGGGAGCGCUCCCAGACCCGUGAUGCGGCCUGUUGCGAUCCCUGACAUGAAGCACGCCGGCAACAUACUGAUUGCAAGCCUGGGUCGGCAACCGGAGAAUGCACUUCUGCAUUGGGCAGGCUCUCUUCUGGCCUGGCGCAACACCUUCAUGGCGCAGGCCGUGUCCAUCACCAGCAAGGCGCUCUGGUGCUGUGGAGAGGAGCUGGGAGAAAAAGCGGUGUAUCUCAGGUAUGAGUUGGGCAUGUUCCACUUCAUUGCCAUGGAAUGGUCAAAAGCCCACGAACACUUCAGCUGCGUGUACAACUCUGUGAACUCCGACAAGGUCUUCUUCCCUUACCGCUCCCUUGUCACCACCCAGUUGGCAGCUGUUGCCUUCAGCAUGGGUCAGAAUGAGCUGGGGGAAAGUUUGUGCAAGGAGUGUGCUGCGAUGCAGGACUGGAGUACGCUCUUGAAGCUCGAAUCCGACUUUGCACGAAUUCUACAGAUCUUCCUUCGGCGGAGACAAUGGCGGCGUCUGCUGGCCUUCGAAGUGAUGUACUUCCUGCGCCAAUUCCCGAAGGUUCCUGGCCACAUGCUGCUAGCCCUGAAAGAAAGUGUGCGGAAGGCGACCAAGCCGGUUGAUGAAGACGCUGAGUGGCUGUCGGAAGGCGAGAACAGCGACAGCUGCAUCGUGGAGAUGGCCAGUGCGCUUACCAUCCAAGUCGUUAUUUGCUUCUACCUUGGCGAUGCUGAAGCUGCAAUGGUCUUCAUUCCAGACUUGUCGCAGCUGUGCCCUCGAUUGCCUGGUUGGGCGACGUAUCUUUCAGCCCACGGCUUGUAUUGGUGCGGUCGCAUCCUGGCACUCACCGGCAGGGACGUUGAUGCGCAAACUUGUUUCCAGCAAGCAAAGUCGUACAAGAAGUAUCCCUUCAACAUCUCCGUAAAGAUAUCGAAGGUACUGGCAGAGCAUGAGGAGCAAAUGGCGCAGCAAGAGGAGCUGACGUUUGCAUCUGCCACUCCCGUCGCGGGCUGCAAUUUGGUGGAGGUUGGCAAGGAGCAUCCCGCCCGAACACCCACACCGACCGAGAAGGAGACGACUGUGGUCGAAGAGUUGACCAAGCAGGUAUGCUCGCUCCUUCUGAACCAGAGAUAUCGGGUAUAUCUCCACGCUUUCACCAUGUUGCUGGUCGAACUUCAGACCUGCCCUUCCUGGACGUUUUGGCUCGAGGGCCAUCCUACAUCGAUGGCACAGAAUCAACAGCAGAUGAUGUAUUACUAUGCCGUGGCACCCGUCCAGCCAGGGCACGCGGUGCAAAAUGAUGGUUCGAACAUGAACCAAGGGCAGAUGCAAGGCUACGAUCACCAGAUGCAGAACUUUAACAUGGGAAGCGACCAUGGUGGAUAUACUUACGUCAUGAACCAAGACGUUUCGCAAAUGGGCGUAAAUGUACAGCAACAAAUGGCCCAGAUGCAGCCUACUAUGAUGGCGCCUGGCAACGGGUGCAUGCAGCAAAUGGUCCUUGUGCCUAUCAUGCCCGACCAGCAGCAGCCCCAACAGGGGAUGCAAAUGAUGGAUCCGAGCAGCGGAUGUCAGGGGUGCCAGGCAUGUCAGCAGGGAUGCCAGGGAUGCCAGGCUGGCCAAGCCCCGGCUCCUGCUUGGGGCCAGGCCAACAUGGCCCAGUGUUGCAACGGCUGUGGUCAUGGCGGGCACAUGCCAGAUGCCCAGCGAGGCCAUCAGGCAAUGCAGCAGCUGCCGCAUUCCAGACCUCACGAGGAUCGCCCACGUGAAGCAGGGCCGACCCAAGGGCCUACAGCUUUCGAUGGUAGCAUGCAGACGGCUUCCAUGCAAGCCCCAGGCCCAGCAGGCCCAGCAGGUCCAACAGGUCCAACAGGUCCAACAGGUCCAACAGGUCCUGCAGGUCCUGCAGGUCCUGCAGCGCCUCAAGCAGCAGGCCCUGCAGCAGCAGCACCAGCUGCUGGAAAGAAGAAGCUUUUGAACAAGAAGAUCGAUAAGACUGCCCCGGCCCCCGCCCCAGCCGCGGCCGGUACAGCCGCCCCGGCUGGUGGUGCAGGCACGGCCACGGCAUCCAGCUCCCAGACAUCCACAGCUCCUACCCCAGCAGAGAGGCCAAAAGCUUCACCAGCUUCGGACACGACACCCGCACCAAGCGCACCCCGUGAGUCUGGAACCGGAACCACGGCUGCAGCCCCUGUGCAGCGUUACCAACCCACGCCAAUGCCAGCCAAGGCAAGUCAACUGUCGGUCCAUCAGUUUGCCUCAUCAAUCAAAGCCUUGAACCUUGAGCCCAUGCGAACGGCAUCGGCCGCCAAGAAGAAUCAAAACCAUAGGGAAGUGUAUUUCGACUCGGCCGCGGCCAGGUUGCCCGAACCCCCAGCACAGCAAGAGGCCCAACCAACCCAAACACCGCAACAGCCACCAGCUCCCAUAGCAGCGAAUCCUGUUUCUCCACAGCCAUCACCUUCUCCGACACAGCCAGUGCAGCCAGGCAGCCUUUUGAUUUUCAUGGUUGUUGGAGGAUCAGGAAGGAUGCCAGAUGGUGAUUUGAGGCAACCCAAAGCAUCUCCGCCACCGGCGGCAUCUCCACCUCCUCUAAAGAAAGGCUUCAAGCUCGAGAACAAGAAGCUACCCGUGAAGGCGAAGCAAAGUGAUGACGUUGAAGCAAAAUCCGACCCUCCUAAGGAGACGAUCAAGGAUGCACCGCCUGCGGUUGUGAAGGAGUCGGUGUUGAUGCAAGCAGAGGCUAUAGCUCUGGAGCCUGCUGGGGCCUCUCAUGUAGCUCAGCUGAACAACUUCUAG